Closterium sp. Yama58-4 is the source of this 3144-nucleotide messenger RNA. NCBI's taxonomy places the organism in Eukaryota, Viridiplantae, Streptophyta, Zygnematophyceae, Desmidiales, Closteriaceae. The record is from the annotation of a GenBank genome assembly.
AUGUUGCGUGCCGCCUCGUCUCUCGCUGGCAGGGGCACACGCCGUCGGCAGGCCGGCGCCGCUGGUAACCACCAGCGUGGCGAAACUGAUGGCUCGUCGCAGCCUCAGCAGGACAAUGCAAGUCCGAGUGGACACGGCGAGGGCAACUUGCCGUCGUGCGUGCUGACUUGCUCGCGCAUGCCGUGCCAUGGGCCCUCCACCCGUGCCACAUGGGGGCAGCAUGAAGCUGCACUGGUAGCGCUCAAGAUGUUCCCCGCGGACUGCGUGAUUGGCAACCAGGCGGCCACGCCCAUUCCUGUGGGCACCUACAACUCCUCCAGCUACUCCUCCGUCAAGCUCACCACCGCCUUCACCAUUGGCAGCAAGGCCUAUACCACCUCCGGGACCACCGCCACCAUGACCUUCACGCGUACCACCGGGGAUGGUGGCGCGGCGCCCGUGCUCGUCAGGGGCGUCAACAACAUCAUCUGGGCCUACAGCGGCUCCUCCACCACCGUCGGCAGCCAUGCUGAUAGGUGCGUUGUGCUCUCUCUCUCUCUCUCUCUACCUCUCUAUCAACCUACCUCUCUCUACCUCUCUCUACCCCUGUCUCUACCCCUCACCUCUCUCUACCCCUCGACCUCUCUCUACCCCUCUCUCUACCCCUCUACCUCUCUCUUCCCCUCUCUCUACCUCUCUCUACCCCUCUCUCUACCUCACUCUACCCCUGUCUCUACCUCUCUGUACCUCUCUCUUCCCCUCUCUCUACCGCUCUCUACCCCUCUCUCUACCUCUCUGUACCUCUCUCUUCCCCUCUCUCGACCUCGUCAAUAUUGUUUACCCCCUUUCGUCGCCUCCUUUCCCCACCCCGUGUCCACCCUCUCUCUCUCUCAGGGGAACCACCACAGCCGACUUCUCCUGCAAUGGCUCCCCUCCACCUCCGCUGUCCCCUUCUCCUCCUCCACCUUCCUCUCGCCCCCCUCCUGUCCCCUCUCCCCCCCCUCCUGUCUCCUCUCCCCCACCUCCUGUCUCCUCUCCCCCCCCUCCUGUCUCCUCUCCCCCCCCUCCUGUCCCUUCCCCUCCCCCUCCUGUCUCCCCCCCUCCUCUCACCGCCUCCCCCCCUCCUCCUUCCCCAUCACCCCCUCCCCCGUCUGCAUACGCCUCGGGUUCUCGCGCAUCAAGGGCACGGGCAUGGCGGCCAAGUUUGCCUCGACGGCAGUGUCGAGGCUCAUCUGGGCCUUCUCGGGCUCGGGAAGCUCGCGCCUCAACUUCCAUGAAAGCAACUUUGGAACUGCCAAGGAUGAGGUCACAGCGCUAACCGGAUUGUGCUCGCCCCGCGAUGACUCACCGUCUCGGCACUCGUUGAAGCGACUGAAGAAUCUCAACAACGGCUGCACCCCCACCACCGCCGCCACUUUCUCUCCUCCUCUCCCUUCCAGCACCCCUGCUGCUAUCGUUCAGGCAACUGCUGAAGCAGCCGCCACUAAUUCAACCCCAUGUCCAAGAUCCGACGGUCAAGAUCCGUGGCCUGUUGCCGUCCGGCCUCCGCAACAAUCCUUGAUCGUUUCAGAGCCAUCGUUGGAUGUGCCAGACGCGAACGAGAUCGACGGCUGUGAUCGCUCUCCCGUCGUUGCUGGAGUUUCUAAAAAGAGGAAUCACCGUCGAUUUGCCAGUUCCGAUCGGCAUGAGCUCUCUGAUGAUACGUCAUCUUCGCAUCGUUCUCGCAGUGAGAGUGCGAGGGAUGAGCAGAUUCGGUCAGCGGGAGAAUCGAAACCUACUGCUGAAACAGGAGGAGCAGCUGAUGUAGCAGCGACAGCAGGAGAAGCAGACACAGCCGCAUCUGCAGAAACAGCAGGAGAAGCAGGCACGGUAGGAGCAGGAGAAACAGCGGGAGGAGCAGAAACUGCAGGAGCAGCGGAAACAGCAGGAGCAGCGGAACCUUCAGAAACGGUUGAAGCGGUAGGAGCUGCAAAUGUCUCGGUUGGAGGGAUUGAUGAACCCGGGGAAGCGCAUGCUGCUGCGACGGACGAUCCGGCAGUUGCGGAAGUGAGCGAAGCUUGGGUACUGCAUCGACAGCAGCAGCAUCUGGGAGGCGAAGGUUCGGAUCGACCUGAUCCGUCGGCCAGUUCCGGUGAGCGGUUGACGAGAGGGCAUGACGGGGGGUGUGGUGCUCCUAGUGACGAGCGAGAGCCGGGUGAAGUGGAUGGAGAGAUGGGAGAGGGGGGAGAGGCGGGAGAGGGGGGAGAGGGGGGAGAGGAAAGGGUUGAAAGGAAUGAAGUGGAGGCGGGAGAGGGAGGGGAAGAAGGGGAGGAAGGGGAGGACAACGGGGAAGGGGAGGAGGGAGAGGAAGGUGAGGAAGGGGAAGCAGCGGAGGAAGGAGAGGAGGGGGAGGAAAUGGAGGAGGGAGAGGAAGGAGAGGAAGCGGAAGAAAUGGAGGAGGGAGAGGAAGGAGAGGAAGGGGAGGAAGGGGAGGAAGGGGAGGAAGGAGCGGAAAGAGAGGAAGGACAGGCAGGUGAGGAAGGGGAGGAAGGAGAGGAAGUGGAGGAAGGGGAGGAAAGGGAGACGCGAGCAUCAGGAGAAGGAUUGGUGGGCAUCGGGGCAGAAGAAGUGGUGAGCGUGAGAGUGAUCGUGGAGGAAACAGAGGAAGGGGAAACAGAUUCACAGAUGGCCGAGUUAAGUGAAGGAGAGGAACGUGGAACAUCUGCUGCAGGCGGAGAAAUGGCGGGCCUUGGAGCUGGGGAAGGUGGUCCGGGAGAAGCGGAGCAGGCAGCACAGGAGGAAGCGUCAGAUAUUAAGGGAUCGGCGGGUCAAGAGCAGCGGAUGGAGGAGAGGCGUGCGAGUGGGGAGCAAGAAGGGAGUGCAGGGCAACGGGGAGAUGCGGAGCAGAGGGUUGAUGGCAACGGGAUAAUGCGCGAGACGAUUGAUUUAAGUGGGGAGGACGACGAUGACGUACUCGUACUCUCUCCUGAUGCUGUGCGGAGCGAGGGCAGGCGUAGGAGUACGAGGGGAGCACUGGCGGGCGCAGGACAGAGUGGUGGUGGUGGUGGUACGCAGACCGGUGUGCGCCGGUUCUUCAUACCUGAGCGCCCCUCCUCGCGUGCAGCUGCUUCCAGCACUCACGUGCCGGCUCGACGAGUCACGCGGCAGGCAGCUGGUAUGCUGUGA